This is a messenger RNA of Aspergillus costaricaensis CBS 115574, 1751 nucleotides long. RefSeq names its product HET domain-containing protein. The coding region runs from base 1 to 1650 and encodes 549 amino acids. Lineage: Eukaryota; Fungi; Ascomycota; Eurotiomycetes; Eurotiales; Aspergillaceae. The transcript is spliced from 2 exons. The record is from RefSeq and is a predicted model, not a curated record.
AUGGCUACGCUCUGCGACUAUUGCUCCGCAUUAGCCGAAGGACUUUCAGCGCUGUCUCCUGCGGGCUUUGAACUUGAGGAUAGCUUGCUGCCUAUAGAUUAUCAAACAUUUGCCUCUACUGUGUAUUAUUAUCACCCCAGCGCUUCCGAGCUUUUGGAUUCAGCCUUGGACUGUGCUCUAUGCUCAUGCGUAUCACGGGCUGUCGAACAGUAUCGGUCUCAGUACGGCCAACUGGAUACAACCGAUGACGACCCUGUUAUUAUCCGCGUGAAAGGCAGAUACUUGCGGCCUGGCGAAUUCAAAGUCCUUUCAUGUCUCAUACAGACGCUUAACACCGAUGCAAUUUGCAUACAAUGUUCGCUGUAUUGUGAUGCUGGUGACGUUGGCAGCUGCUCUGGCCAGUUGUUUCUAAGCCCUCCCGCCCUCCCAGGGUCUCCAGCUUCGUUAGAAUGGAUACAAGAACGGAUGAACUACUGUCUCUCAAACCACGAGCGAUGUAACCGGGACAUUGCAGGCGCACAGCUUGAUCUGUUACCGGCUCUACCAACACGGGUGUUGGAUCUGGGAGAGGGCCAAGACUGCUCUACAGUUCGCCUGGUUGAAGGCGCUGGGACUCAAGCGGCCUAUACUGCGCUCAGCUACUGCUGGGGUCUCCCAAACCAGUGGCCCCUUCGUACCACGCAUGACAACUUGCAGCAACAUACAAGUGGCAUCUCGAUGGAAAGUCUGGAGCCGACGUAUCGCGAUGCCAUCUGCAUCACACGCAGCCUUGGAAUACGAUAUCUAUGGAUCGACGCCCUAUGCAUUAUACAAGGGGAUGAUCAGGAUUGGAAACAUGAAUGUGAGCUCAUGGGCCGGUACUAUGGGAAUGCGCGCCUCGUAAUCUCUGCAUCUGGGGCAACACAUCCGGGUGAAGGGUGUUUUCUCCCGGGGCCAUCCCGUGACGAAGUUAUUCUUCCAUUCUAUUCACACGGUGCCGUGACUGGCUCCUUCAAGAUAGUAAUGUCGGGGCCUCCAUUUGGUCAGUCGGGCCCCGCUUUCUCCCCUUUAGGGAAUCGAGGGUGGGCCACUCAAGAAUGGUGGCUGUCCCGAAGGAUAGUUCAUUUCCUCGAAGGCUAUAUGGUCUGGAGCUGCGCAUGCCUGGAUCAGUUUCGCUUGGGAAUACUUUCAAAUGGUCACACGCAGGAUUUGGUGAUGUAUUCAGACUGGAUGUCGAUCGCGUCGAUUCACUCCAGACGAGCCCUUAGCCGCCCAACUGACCGGCUUGCGGCCAUCCAAGGGCUUGCCAACGAGUUCAAAAAGACACGCCAAGAUGAGUACGUAAUGGGUUUCUGGACAGGUGAACUCCCGACGGCUCUGCUAUGGAAGGUAGGCGAUGAUGGCCGUGGGAAUAAUCGAUCAGAGGCCUUAUCAAUCUUCCCUUCUUGGGCGUGGGCUUCUGUUGCCUGUGAUUUUGAAGAGUGGUACUUUGCCACGAACUUUGCAGAGGAAGAAAGCUUCGAACCGAUGGCAACCGUUUCUACUAUCAUGGAGGGUGGCAUGCGUCUGCGUGUCGCCGGUUGUAUGACAACCGGGAUGCUCGCUGAAUCAUGCGGUGGGGAGGUAGUAUUAUUAUUAACAACCGGAAACCCUCCAAAGACGUCUGAGUGAGAAUAUCUGCAACAUUUUGAACGAGGGCGGCGGACAUGAUUUUCCUGAACAUUUAGUGUAAAUUGAUGUAGUAGUCCUUACCUGAAGAGGUCACCCUGAAA